AUGGCUUCCUUAAUAACAGUGUGCUCGAGCUUUGUUCUAGCAGUUUUAGUAGCUCUCACAGUUCAAAUCUUGUACUUCUCACCCAUUGAUCCACUUCUGCAUGAUCUAAAACCUGCCACUUCAACCAAAGACAACAAAUUAAAGAACAUCAUUAAACUUGGAGAAGGGUUUCUGAAGGAACCAGAAGAUGUUUGUGUGGAUAAAGAAGGGACUCUUUACACAGCUACUCGAGAUGGUUGGAUCAAAAGAUUGCGCAGGAAUGGAAAUUGGGAGAAUUGGAAGCAUAUGGGUGGUGAAACCUUGCUAGGAAUCACACCAGCAAAAGAAGGUGGCAUCAUUGUUUGUGACACUUCCAGGGGUUUGCUUAAGGUUACAGAUGAUGGUUUCACCAUUAUCGCUUCACAAGCAAAUGGUUCUCAAAUAACGUUUGCAGACGAUGUAAUAGAAGACUCUGAUGGGAAUAUAUAUUUCAGCAUUGCAAGCACCAAAUUUUAUUUUCAUGAUUGGCAUCUGGAUUUCUUAGAGGGAAGACCCCAUGGACAAGUUCUGAAGCACAAUCCCUCCUCCAAUGAAACUCUUGUUCUUCUCAAUAAUCUUGCCUUUGCUAAUGGCGUUGCACUCUCCAAGGACCAACAUUAUCUUGUGGUAUGUGAAACUUUUAGAUAUAGGUGUGUGAGGCAUUGGUUAAAAGGAGAAAAGAAAGGCACAACAGAUAUAUUCAUAGAAAACCUCCCUGGUGCACCUGAUAACAUAAAUCUUGCUCCUGAUGGAUCCUUCUGGAUCGCUUUGAUCCAGUUGACUUCUGAAGGAAUGGAGUUUUUGCACAAGUAUAAAAUAAUGAAGCACCUGCUUGCUUCAUCUCCAAGGGUGAUGAACCUUGUGAGUGGUUUAAAGAAGAAAGCAAUGGUGGUGAAUGUGGGAAGUGAUGGGAAGAUAAUUAGAAAGUUGGAUGAUGGUGAUGGGAAGGUCAUUAGUUUUGUGACUUCAGCUGUGGAGUUUGAGGGCCAUCUUUACUUGGGUAGUCUUUCUUCCAACUUUGUCGGAAAAUUACCACUAUUGAGUGCAUAG
This is a messenger RNA of Sphenostylis stenocarpa, 1068 nucleotides long. The record is from the annotation of a GenBank genome assembly. Lineage: Eukaryota; Viridiplantae; Streptophyta; Magnoliopsida; Fabales; Fabaceae.